This is a messenger RNA of Spinacia oleracea (spinach), 846 nucleotides long. RefSeq lists its product as uncharacterized. The record is from RefSeq and is a predicted model, not a curated record. Lineage: Eukaryota; Viridiplantae; Streptophyta; Magnoliopsida; Caryophyllales; Amaranthaceae. The coding region runs from base 1 to 846 and encodes 281 amino acids. The transcript has a single exon.
AUGAUCCCGAAGGGUUCCCCUUUCACUCCAGGGAUCCUUGAGGAACCUCUCCCAAGGAUGAAACUCCCUAACCACAUCAAGUACGACGGCUCCACAGAUCCAGACGAUCACAUAGCUGCGUACGAAGGACAUAUGUACCUGUACACUGCAUCUUCGGGAGUAUGGUGCAAGUGCUUCCUAGCUACGCUAAGCGGUUUUGCCCAAACCAGGUUCAAAAACUUAAAAGCCGGGUCCAUCCGCAACUUCAGGCAGUUGUCGAAACAAUUAUGUGAGCACUUCGUCAGCAACAAGCGUGGAGAGAAGACAUCAGCCGAACUAUGGAACGUGAAGCAGCGUAGGGACGAAAGCCUAAGAGACUAUCUUGGGAGAGUCAACCGAGAAGCUCUGAUGAUACCCAAUAUUAAGCCGGACGUCGCCAUACUGGCUCUUACCCAUGGCCUACGUAAAAGCAGGUAUAGAGAUUACCUAGGAAAGAAGAAUGUCUCCAAUCUAGGAGCUGCUCUUGAAAAGGCAGACGAAUACAUCAGGAUUGAGGAACUUAAUAGGACACUGGCCGUAUCCGACCAUGAUGAUUACGUCCAUCCACAGAUGGCAGACUCCAUGAAGGACGACAAAAGGGAGAAGGGUAGUCAAAGAAGAAAGGACAACCGAGAAGACUAUGAGAACGACGAACGGAAAGAUAAAAAGAAAAACAAGUAUGACAGUUACACACCUUUGCUCGUCCCUCGAUCACAUAUAUUUUCCAUGAACAAAACUGAUGACAAAUGGCAACGCCCUGGGAAGAUGCACUUCAAGAAUCAGAUCAAUCUAAAUGGUGCGACUUUCAUGAUGACUACGGCCACAUGA